Molecule: messenger RNA, 1158 nt
Organism: Lytechinus pictus (painted urchin)
Lineage: Eukaryota; Metazoa; Echinodermata; Echinoidea; Temnopleuroida; Toxopneustidae
Product: muscarinic acetylcholine receptor M4-like
Exons: 3
Coding region: 1-1158 (385 amino acids)
Biological process (GO): chemical synaptic transmission; G protein-coupled receptor signaling pathway, coupled to cyclic nucleotide second messenger
Cellular component (GO): dendrite; plasma membrane
Molecular function (GO): G protein-coupled serotonin receptor activity; neurotransmitter receptor activity
Source: RefSeq, a predicted model, not a curated record
AUGUCUGGCCUUGUCGGCACAACGGUGGCGUCUGAAAUUCUGACUGAUGUCGUUACCCUGGUCACGUUAGCAGGAGACGCUGAGGACAUCAUCCUGUCGAGUCCUUAUUCUCCGGACGUCGUUAUUGUAUUAUCCUUGGUCAUAGCCGUGAUCAUCUUCAUGACCGUCGUCGGGAAUCUCUUCGUCGUCAUCGCGUUCUGCACGACAACCAAACUCCGCACUUACAACAACUAUUUCAUUUUGGGUCUGGCCAUCGCCGACCUGUUGGUCGGUGCAGUCGACAUGCCUCUCUUCGCCGUCGUCAUCAUCAUGGGACGAUGGCCGUUCAGUGCCGUCUUUUGUGACAUCUUCACCUUCCUCGACCACGCGUUCACACAUACGAGCAUGGUACUCGUCACCCUCAUCAGCCUCGAUCGUUGCGUUGCUGUAUCGGACCCUUUUCGACAUCGCCAACACUGGCGACGACGGUCCCGUGCAAUCCUCAUCAUCGCAAUCGGUUACAUUCUCCCGUUCAUCGUCUGGUUACCGGCGACGACUCUCUGGCAGAUCAUCAACGGCAAUGACCAAAGGCCCUUUCCUGAAGAUGUCUGCGAACCCUUGUACUUCCAGAGUGUCAUUGCAAGCUUUGCCCUGCCCAUUGUUUACUUCUUCGUCCCCUUUAUCCUAACCACCGCCCUCUGUGCCAAAAUUUACGCCGUCAUAAGAAAAUUCUACAAAGGGCGAAAGGAGAUGAGACUUGCAACAGGGAUCGCGCAGUCUCCGUCUUCCGCUGUCGACCGGCCAAGUGAUCCUGAAACUGGCAACAUAACUGCAUCGGUACAGACAUCGGCUGCGACUGAGAGUGUUGUUGCAAAGGAAGACGUCACAAAGACAAAGGAAAUCGGCAGUGAGAGCAUGAAAGGCGUUCGUACCUUGGCCUUUAUCGUUACUGCUAUGUGGAUAGCAUGGUUCCCGGCCGUAAUCGUCACAGUGACGUCACCAUUUUGCCCCACGUGCGUGCCGAGUAUCGUCUAUUCGGUAGUGAUAUUCUGGGGCUACAUGAAUAGCAUGAUCAAUCCGAUCUGUUACGCUCUGGCAGACGAAGCCUUCAAGGACAGUUUCAUGAAGAUCCUAACCCUGAGAUGCUUGAAGACUGACACUAUGACACCAUCGAUUUGA